Messenger RNA from Arabidopsis thaliana (thale cress), 183 nucleotides. Its product is annotated as Defensin-like (DEFL) family protein. Lineage: Eukaryota; Viridiplantae; Streptophyta; Magnoliopsida; Brassicales; Brassicaceae. Bases 1 to 183 code for a protein of 60 amino acids. Gene Ontology annotation, cellular component: extracellular region. The transcript has a single exon. The record is from RefSeq and is marked reviewed.
AUGUGUUUGGUGUGUAUAGGUGUGGUGAUGAGUGCAAGGAUGCAAGAAAGCAAAAAGGGUAUAUUAUUGAAGCCAAAGACAUGCAAUACCAAUGCAGAUUGUGCUAAGUUUUGCAAAGGUCCAAUCCAGAACUGCCUAUAUCAUACUUGUGCCUGCGUGCCGGGAAAUCCUCAUUGUUGCUAG